AUGUCUCAGCCAGAGCCGUCCACACAGCUGGACCAGGAGCAGCAAGCCAGCAAUGUAUUGAAGGCCAUGAAAAAUGCGUCCGAGACGGUCAGAGGAGCCAUCGCAUCUGCAAUUCCAGUUGCUAGUAAUCAAGUCCUGACCGUCUCGCUGCCUGGUUCCUGUCCGACAGACAAGCGCUUACCAAACCUCAAACAGGUCGGCAAGACAGGCAAGUCUGUUGCUCGAAGCUAUCUAGCGGCACUUGAUUUGCUCGUUCCUGUAGAAGCAUCUGUCGCCGGUGUUGUCUCCAAUGAAACCACUGAUGUUACUGAUCCGCGUCUCAAGACAAUCCAAGAGCGCUACAAGUAUUCCAUGCGCUAUCUCACUGGUCCAGACGACACGCCCAGCGGAAAUGGCCGCACAAAAGUCGAAACUUAUGUCAUGAAGCAGGCGGCUUGGGCUAAGGAGGCGGCAGCGUAUCAGCAUGCCCAGGCCCAGGCACUGGAGAGGCUCUCUCCUCCACCUGGAGCGACAACAGCCCAGAUCAAGGCCGCUCAGGACAAUUCAUGGUUACAAGUUUAUGGAUCUCAUUCUCGCGCUACGGAGGUGUGUGUUGACUUUCAUUUCGGUGUCGUCGAUAUUUCUUCUGGCAUGAAGCGUAUCGAAAACAGUAAGGAGGCCUUCCGUAAUCUGACUGUCAUUGCCUCGGAUGGGUCCAGCGAGUAUAACGGCGUUGUCCUCACACCCUCGAGCUGGGCAACUAUGGUGGCCAAAAAGACGCUCAACUGGACGAAGAAUCACUCUAAACCAAACCCAUCUGAGAUUCGCGCCGAGAUCCGUCGUCUGAAGAGUCUUCUCAUCUCUCAUGAGACUCUGAAAUUGGCUAUCACCGAGGACACGUUCUUCCCAGUGCUGUCCAGUAACACCGGAGACGACCAGACAAAUGUCAAAGCCGCCUAUGCCCAAGUUUAUAGCGACAUGGAUACGAAGAACGCGGCUAGCCGGGGCCAAGACGAGCGUGGGAGCGUCAAAACCGACUGGCUCAAGAAUAGAUUUGGUGUUACCGUUCCCGCCGAAAAUGUCCUGGAGAACCUGAUCAAGCAGCAAAAGACUCAGGCCACGUCCAGCCUGGACCGUAAUAACAGAUCAGUGCGCGAGAAUACCGAAGCGAGUAAGAAAACUGCUGGUAUCUGGAUUGAUAAGCGGCUUGAACAAAUCAAUCAGGAUAUAGAAGAGCUCAACAAACAGCUGGCGAGCUCAGAGGCCGCUCCUUCGUCUACUGCACCGCCGAUGUUGCCGGUUGUGAACUCUGAAGGCAUAAUCGUCACUGGGGACGAGCUUCUGGCCAAUCCAAGCCUCAAGAAUCCAAGCGCUACUAGCGUCAUCGAUCUCGAUAAUGAAGAAAGCUGGCGCAAUAUAGCUGAUGGCGGCGCCGAUUCGUGGACAAAGCUAACCUAUAACAAGAUCUCGUGCAAAGUCAAAAGUAAUAGUAGUUCCGCCGAGACGUCAGCGUCGCAAAGUGCCUCCACCGUCUGCGCCAGGGCGGGCUGGGGAUGGUGGAGGACACGUACGUCUACCACCCACACUCAGAGCAGCAGCGAGGCAAUGCAAUCCAUGUCCAACCUCGAGGUUGAGGUUAACAUGAACUGCAUGGUUGUCGAGAUUGAAAGACCUUGGCUCCACUCUGAACUAUUUGUGGACGCUGAGCUCGACUCCGGAGCGUUCUUGAUAUCCCCUGGCGAGGAUGCCCUCAGAGACGCAUUUGACAAUGGGAAAAACCUCAUAGGAGAAUACCAGCAAUUCUCCUCCUACCCUACUGCCUUUGUAGUUGCUGCCGACAUUGAACUCAGCUUUUCGGGAGAUACUAGUAAGCUCGAAAGUGCUGUCUCCGCCUCUUCCACCUCGCCAAACCUCUCUGUCGGGUGGGGUCCCUUCGCGAUCUCCGGAUCUCAUAGUUCGUCCAAGUCCAAGUCCCGAACCAAGAUGGAGUCUACUGCCACUGGCUGCAGGAUCUCCGUUGAAGCACCUCAGAUUGUGGGAUGGGUGCAGACACUUCUUCCUAAGCUUCCAAAGCCUAAGGAUGGUGAUUCCGCCAUGACCAGUCCUUUUAGCAGCUAA
Molecule: messenger RNA, 2097 nt
Organism: Colletotrichum acutatum
Lineage: Eukaryota; Fungi; Ascomycota; Sordariomycetes; Glomerellales; Glomerellaceae
Exons: 14
Coding region: 1-2097 (698 amino acids)
Source: RefSeq, a predicted model, not a curated record